Molecule: messenger RNA, 1595 nt
Organism: Dromiciops gliroides (monito del monte)
Lineage: Eukaryota; Metazoa; Chordata; Mammalia; Microbiotheria; Microbiotheriidae
Gene: FJX1
Product: four-jointed box kinase 1
Exons: 1
Coding region: 151-1452 (433 amino acids)
Biological process (GO): cell-cell signaling
Source: RefSeq, a predicted model, not a curated record
GCAGCAGCAGCGCCGGAGCCCCGCAGGCACCAUGGGGCACAGGCGCCACGGGCCCGGCAGCGACUCGGCUGCUGGGGACGCAUCGCCACCGGGGCCCCGGCACCGGGGCUCUGCUUGAAGCAGCGGCACCAGCCCGCCCCCGGAGCCCCUAUGGACUGGAGGAUGCGGGGGCCCGGCAGAGCCGCUGCCGCCAUCGGGCUCUGGCUCUUGGCGCUGGGUUCGCUCCUGGCGCUGUGGACCCGGCUCGCGCCGCGGGCGGAGCAGCGCCCCUUCCCCGGGCCGGGGCUUCUGCGCCCCGGGCGGAGCAGCGGGGAUCGCGCGGCGUCGCCGGCUCUGCUCCUCCCCCGUCUACGGCUGGGGGACGCCCGCGGCGGCCCCGCGAAAACUUUCCGGGCGCUGCUCACCGUGCCGGCCGCCGGGGAGAGCCCGCCCCAGCGCCUCUCGGAGCCGAGGCAGCCCGGGCACGUGGAGGAGCCCCGGCGGGAUGGCCCGGAGGCCGUGCAAGGGGGGAUCUUCUGGAGCCGGGGCCUAGAGGAGCAGGUGCCCCGCGGCUUCUCGGAGGGGCAGGCGGCAUCCUGGCUGGAGGCGGCGCGCGGGGCCCGGGUGGUGGCCCUGGAACGUGGGGGCUGCGGGCGCAGCUCCAACCGGCUGGCCCGUUUCGCCGACGGCACCCGCGCCUGUGUGCGCUACGGCAUCAACCCAGAGCAGAUCCAGGGCGAGGCCCUGUCCUACUACCUGGCACGGCUGCUGGGCCUCCAGCGCCACGUGCCCCCGCUGGCGCUGGCGCGGGUGGAGCCGCGGGGCGCGCAGUGGGCGCAGGUGCAGGACGAGCUGCGCGGCGCGCACUGGGCCGAGGGCAGUGUGGUGAGCCUGACCCGCUGGCUGCCCAACCUCACCGACGUCGUGGCCCCCGCGCCCUGGCGCUCGGAGGACGGGCGCCUGCGGCUCCUGCGCAGCGGCGGGGGCGAACUGGCCAACCGCAGCGAGCCCGAGCUGGUGGAGCUGGUGCAGUGGACCGACCUCAUUCUCUUCGACUACCUGACGGCCAACUUCGACCGCCUGGUCAGCAACCUCUUCAGCCUCCAGUGGGACCCGAGAGUCAUGCAGCGCGCCACCAGCAACCUGCACCGCGGCCCCGGAGGGGGCUUGAUCUUCAUAGACAACGAGGCGGGCCUGGUGCACGGCUACCGGGUGGCGGGCAUGUGGGACAAGUACAACGAACCGCUGCUCAAGUCGGUGUGCGUCUUUCGCCAGCGCACCGCCCAGCUGGUCCUGGAGCUGCACCGGGGUCAGGACGCCGCCGCGCGGCUCCUGCGCCUGUACCGGCGGCACGAGCCGCGCUUCCCGGAGCUGGGCGCCCUGGCCGAGCCCCACGCGCAGCUGCUGCAGCGCCGCCUCGACUUCCUUUCCAAGCACAUUUUGCACUGCAAGGCCAAGUACGGCGGACUGUGACUUGGGACCGGAGCUGUGGGGUGGUGUACUGGGGGAGGAGGGGAUGGAAAGGCCAAAGACAGCUGCUCUUUGGAUGGUCUGCACUUCCCUCGUCUGUCUGGGAGUUGUUGAGCCAACGCCCACUGAGUGACCCGAGCCAGGAG